This is a messenger RNA of Pseudonaja textilis, 8997 nucleotides long. RefSeq names its product AT-rich interaction domain 1B (gene ARID1B). The record is from RefSeq and is a predicted model, not a curated record. Gene Ontology annotation, biological process: positive regulation of DNA-templated transcription; chromatin remodeling; regulation of transcription by RNA polymerase II. NCBI's taxonomy places the organism in Eukaryota, Metazoa, Chordata, Lepidosauria, Squamata, Elapidae. Gene Ontology annotation, molecular function: nucleosome binding; DNA binding. Gene Ontology annotation, cellular component: brahma complex; nBAF complex; SWI/SNF complex.
CCUGAUAGGCUCAGCCAGACGUGUGUUUACCCAUAUCCGGGCUAGAGAGGAAAAGAAAAAACUUUCAUUUAGACUAAAAACAACAACAACAAUAACUUUCACCAUGAAAUCACACAGCAGGAACAGGCACGGACCGUAAGGCAUUCUUCAAUUUCUGAUCUCCAUCAAGGACUUUGGGAGGGGACUUUUCUGUCAUUUUUCCAAAAAAAAAAAAAAAGGAAAAAGCUGUGCUGUUUGCGCGUGAGCGCGCGCGUGAGCGCGCCUGCCUGCAAUAAUCAUACAGGCUUUCCCUUCCUCCCUCCAUCAAAUAAAUCUUUCCCCCCCGUCCUUUGGGGCCAGUUUGGAGUUUUCUUGCUCCUGUCAAUUCCACACCCUUAUUUGUUUUGCCAGUUUUUCUAAAGUGUGUGUGGGGGGGGGGGGGGGUUGUGUGCGAAGGAAAGGGGAGGGAGAUAUUUGAGUCUCCUCGAUCAUGGCCGCGCAAGUAGCAGUGGCUCCGAUGAGUGCGAGCAAAAGCAAGGUCAAAACCCAGAGUUUGACGGGUAACUUAACCCAGGAUUUUAACUCUGGGGCUGGCACCGUCGGAGCUGUUGGAUCUGGCUCGCUCCUGGGGGUCGUAGAUGGGACGAGCAGCAGCAGAUUGAAUAAUGUAGAUCACCAUCUUCACCAAGCUAAUGUAGUGAACAUGGCCAGUAAUGCAACUUCUGCCGCCGCCGCGGCUCCUAACAACGCUACCAGCAGCGGCCGCAGCUCUUCCUCGGAACUGGUUCUAAAAGACCCUGGAAGCGUGUCGAGCUUAUCUUCCUCUUCUUUUCCUAUGGAGAUAGGGCUGCUUCCCAAUCAUAAGUUGCAAAGCGUUGGAGGCGAUCCCUCUGCCGCCGCACCUUCACACCACCCCCGUGCCCAGCACCAGCACCCAGUUCACCUCCGUGCCCAGCACCCCCACGUUCACCACCACCGCCACCACUAUCACUACCACCACCAUGCAGUUCAACACCAACAGCUAAAUCAAUUCCAACCACAGCCGCCGCCUCAGCACCAUCCGAUGCAGAAUAACAACAACGGCGGCGGCGGCGGCGGCAGCAGCAGCAACAACAACGGCGGCGGCGCUGCUCAGCCCAGCAGCGCAGACAUGGAACAGCAGCAGCAGCAGCAGCAGCAGCAACAUGGAGGAAAAGACCGUGGCUUGGGGGGACAGGCCGAGCCCCAGAACCAGCCGCAGCCUCAGCCCCUGCUGAAUCAAGGCGGGGACGAGGAAGAGGCGACGCCGCCGCCGGACAAAAUGGGCGAGCAGCACCUCAACAGUCGCUACGACCACCCUAGUUUGGGACCUUUGGGCGGGCAGCAGCAGCAGCAGCCGCCGCCGCCGCCUCCACCGCUACCACCACCACCACCACCUCAGGGAGCGGGCGGCAGCAGCGGCGGCGGCGGCACUGGAGGAGGAGACGGCGGCGGCGGCGGCAGCGGCGGCCCCUCAGCGGUGGGUGUCUCGGAGUUUAAUAGCUAUUACGGCAACGCUGGCAGCGGCGGCAGCAGCGGCGGCGGAGGCGCCUCCUCAGCGAGCCGGGCCGGGCCUUGCUUUGAUCAACAUGGCGGACAACAAAGCCCCGGGAUGGGGCUAAUGCACCCCGCGGCGGCCCCCAACAUCAUGGACCCCCUGCCCAACUCGCACGAAGGCUACGCCAACAGCCAGUACAACCACUACUCGGGCGCUUACGGCCGGCCUGGCGGCGGCACUAACACAGGACCGGGAGCCGUGGCGGCGGCGGCUGCAGGAGGAGGAGGAGGCGGCGGCGGCGGCGGCUAUGGGGGCUCGUCCUCUGCUUUCGGGGUGCUGAGUUCCCCCAGGCAGCACCAGCAGGGCAUGAUGCUGGGCCCUGGCGGCGGCGGGAGCUUGGGAAAGGCAUCUGGGGCGGCGGGUUUCCAAAGAUUCUCCGGGCAAAACCAACACCCGUCUGGAGCCACCCCAACCUUGAACCAGCUGCUGACUUCCCCCAGCCCCAUGAUGAGGAGCUAUGGCACAGGCUACCCUGAUUAUAGUAGCCCCAGCGGUGCCCCAUCGCAGCAGCCGGCUCAGGGAGCAGCUGCCGCAGCCGCCCCAGGAAGUCAGCAGGCAGUCAUGGGCAAGGACAUGGGCUCCCAGUAUGGAGCUGCAAACCCAGCCUGGGCAGCUGCACAACAAAGAAAUCACCCUGCUAUGAGCCCUGGAAGCACUGGACAGACCCUCAGCAGGAACCAGGGCAACCCAAUGGAUCCAAUGGUAAUGAAAAGACCUCAGUUGUUUGCAGUCAGCAACAGCCCACAUGCUCAGUCCCAGCCCAGCAGUCCAUAUCCAGGGCAGUCAUAUGGGGCACCAGGACCCCAGCGUUUUCCAAUGGCAAUGCAGGCCCGGACUCCUGGUUCCAUGGGAGGAAUGCAAUAUCCACAGCAACAGAUGCCAUCUCAGUAUGGUCCACAAGGUAUAACUGGUUACUGCCAACAGCCAUAUUACAACCAGCAACCACAACCUCAGCACCUGCCUCCUCAGACCCAGUACCUCUCCCAGGCCCAACAAAGGUACCAGACGCAGCAGGAAAUGUCUCAGGAAGGCUAUGGAACCAGAUCUCAACCCCCUGUCACCCCGAACAAACCUAACCAUGAAGAAUUGACCCUAAUCCAACAAGAGAGGCCUUCAAGUUUACCAGUUGAAGUUUUAGCCUCGGAGGAUGCUUCAUUUGGACUCAAGGAUUUAUCAGGCUCCAUUGAUGACCUGCCUACUGGAACCGAAGCAACAUUGAGUUCAGCCGUUAGCGCAUCAGGUUCUACCAGCAGUCAAGGGGAGCAGAGCAACCCAGCACAGUCACCUUUCUCCCCUCAUGCCUCUCCACAUCUCUCCAGCAUCCCUGGAGGCCCGUCCCCUUCCCCCGUGGGCUCUCCAGCUGGAAGCAAUCAGUCAAGGUCUGGUCCCAUUUCUCCAGCAAGUAUUCCAGGUGACUAUUGUAAGAGGGGGAAACAAAAGAGGAGAAAAGAAGGCAAACCCAAAUCGCCACAUACAUACAACGAUGCUGAACCAAGCUUUCUGUCUGCACUUUGCCCACAGCUAUGCAGAUAUUCAGGUAGCCAGAUGCCAUCACAGACUCCUGGUACCCAAUCAGAAUCUAGCUCCCAUCCUGCCUUGAGCCAGUCCCCAAUGCCACAGGAUCGAGGUUUUAUGACAAGCAUUCAAAGAAACCCUCAAUUGUCACAAUAUGCAUCUCAGCAGACUGGACCUUCUAUGUCACCCCAUCCUUCACCUGGAGGUCAAAUGCAUUCUGGAAUUGGGAGCUUUCCACAAAGUAAUUCAAGUGGUGCUUACGGAACUCAGAUGAGCCAGUAUGGGCCACAAGGGAACUACUCCAGACAGCCAACAUACUCUGGAGUGACCAACGCAGGUUACAGUGGACCAGGACCUGGUAUGGGUAUAAAUGCCAGCAACCAGAUGCACGGACAGGGUCCAGGCCAGCCUUGUGGUACCAUUCCCUUGGGACGAAUGCCAUCAACUGGGAUGCAAAGCAGACCGUUUCCUGGAAAUAUGAGCAGUAUGACACCCAGUUCUCCGGGCAUGGCUCAGCAAGGAGGCCCCGGGAUGGGACCACCCAUGCCAACUGUGAACCGUAAGGCCCAGGAGGCAGCUGCAGCAGUGAUGCAAGCUGCUGCCAACUCCGCCCAGAGCAGGCCACCAUACAUUCGGUCGCCUGCUUAUCCCAGCCAGUCUGGGGCUGGCGGACGCCCCAUGUUUUCUUCACAGCACCCCAACUAUGGCAACGCUCAGGGUCCCAUGAUGCAUCAGCCUGACCAGUACGGGCAAGGCAGUUUUCCUGUCAUCAAUCAGAGUGGCAUUAUGGGAUCCAGCUCUCCAUACACCCAACCAAUGAACAGCAACUCAAGUCUGAUGAACCCUCAAGCUUCUCCUUACAGCAUGGCACCUAACAUGGUGAACAGUUCCACAGCACCUAUGGGUCUUGCAGAUUUGAUGACUCAAGGCGAGUCCAAAUUGCCCGUUCCUCUCAAACCAGAUGGAAAAGAAGAAGGACCUCCCCAGCCAGAGAGCAAAAAGGAUAGCUACAGCUCUCAGGGUAUUUCUCAGCCCCCAACCCCAGGCAACCUGCCAGUCCCUUCCCCAAUGUCCCCAAGUUCUGCUAGCAUCUCCUCAUUUCAUGGAGAUGAAAGUGAUAGCAUUGGCAGCCCAGGCUGGCCAAAGACUCCAUCAAGCCCUAAAUCAAGUUCCUCCAACACAACCGGGGAGAAGAUCACCAAAAUGUAUGAGCUGGGGACUGAACCAGAGCGGAAAGUUUGGGUCGAUCGCUAUCUCAACUUCAUGGAAGAAAGGGGAACACCUGUAGCUGGUCUCCCUGCUGUUGGCAAGAAGCCACUGGAUCUUUUUAGACUCUAUGUUUGUGUUAAGGAGAUUGGAGGCUUAGCCCAGGUUAAUAAAAAUAAGAAGUGGCGUGAGCUAGCUACCAACCUAAAUGUUGGCACUUCGAGCAGCGCAGCCAGUUCCUUGAAAAAACAAUAUAUUCAAUACCUCUUUGCCUUUGAAUGCAAGAUUGAACGAGGGGAGGAACCCCCUCCAGAAGUCUUCAGCACUGGAGAUACUAAGAAACAAGCUAAGAUUCAGCCGCCAUCUCCUGCAAACUCGGGUUCUCUUCAGGGUCCACAGACCCCUCAGUCUACGGGGAGCAAUUCUAUGACAGAAGUGCCAAGUGACCUCAAGCCUCCAACACCAGCGUCCACACCUCAUGGACAGAUGACACCCACUCAGAGCAGCAGAAAUAGUUCAGUCAGUGUACAUGAUCCCUUUUCGGAUAUAAGUGAUUCCACAUACGCAAAGCGGAACUCCAUGACUCCAAAUGCACCCUAUCAGCAAUCAAUGAAUAUGCCAGAUAUGAUGGGAAGGAUGCCCUAUGAGCCAAACAAGGAUCCUUUUGGUGGGAUGAGAAAAGUGCCUGGAAAUAGUGAACCCUUCAUGGCGCCUGGACAAAUGCCCAACAGUGGCAUGCAGGAUAUGUACAGCCAGAGUCCCGCUGCAACCAUGUCCAACAUGGGCAUAGGCCAACGGCAACAGUUUCCCUAUGGAAGUGGUUAUGACCGGAGGCACGAACCAUAUGGACCGCAGUAUCCAAUGCAAGCUCCUCCUUCUGGACAACCCCCCUAUGGAACACACCAAUCAGGAAUGUUUCCACAGCAGCAAAACUACAAACGGCAUAUGGAUGGCAUGUAUGGGCCUCCAGCAAAACGUCAUGAUGGAGAUAUGUUUAACAUGCAGUACAGCAACCAACAGCAGGAGAUAUUUAACCAGUACAGCAGUGCUUACUCUGGACCAGACAGGAGACCCAUCCAGGGACAGUAUCCAUAUCCUUAUAACAGAGAAAGGAUGCAGGGUCCUGGACAAAUGCCACAACAUGGAAUACCUCCGCAGAUGAUUGGUGGCCCUAUGCAGACAUCAGCUUCCAGUGAAAGCCCCCAACAAAACAUGUGGCCCACAAGAAAUGAUAUGUCUUACCCAUAUCAGAACAGGCAAGGCCCUGGGGGCCCUGCACAGGCCCCACCUUAUCCAGGGAUGAAUCGUACUGAUGAUAUGAUGGUACCUGACCAGAGAAUAAACCAUGAAAGCCAGUGGCCUUCUCAUGUCAACCAGCGACAGCCUUCUUACAUGUCAUCCUCUGCUUCCAUGCAGCCUAUUACUCGACCUCCUCAGUCAUCCUAUCAGACGCCACCAUCAAUGCCAAACCACAUAUCUCGAGCUCCUAGCCCUGCAUCUUUCCCACGCUCUCAUGAAAAUCGUAUGUCUCCCAGUAAAUCUCCAUUCCUAUCCUCUAUGAAGAUGCCAAAAGUUAUGCCUACUCUUCCAGUCUCGCAGGUCACAGGUCCUCCAAUGCAGCCACCAUCAUCUAUUAGGAGGGAAGUCACUUUUCCCCCAGGUUCGGUAGAAGCAUCCCAACCAAUUUUAAAACCAAGGCGAAAGAUUACCUCAAAAGAUAUUGUGAGUCCGGAAGCCUGGCGAGUGAUGAUGUCUCUUAAAUCAGGCCUUCUUGCAGAAAGUACUUGGGCAUUAGACACUAUUAACAUUCUUUUGUACGAUGAUAGUACGGUUGCUACGUUCAAUCUCUCGCAGUUAUCUGGUUUUCUUGAGCUGUUGGUGGAAUAUUUUAGAAAAUGCCUGAUUGAUAUUUUUGGGAUCCUUAUGGAAUAUGAAGUGGGAUAUCCAGGACCAAAACUGCAAGAUCAUAAUUCAUUUCCGAAUGAGGAUGGGCAGUCUGCAACGGAGGAUGUCAGGAAAGAGGAAGAGAACAAUGAUGAAUGUAUAGAUUACUUUGAUGACCUGGAAGAUGAGGAGGAAGAAGAGGAAGAAGAUGAAACUGAGAACACAGAAGAAGGAAAGAAUACUCUUGUAGCUCCACCUGAUGCCAUUCUUGAUCCAAGUGAGAAGCCAAAACAAGCCAGUAAGUUUGACAAGUUGCCAAUAAAAAUUGUAAAGAAAAACAACUUAUUUGUUGUCGACCGAUCUGAUCGGCUGGGGCAUGUUCAGGAAUUCAACAGUGGGCUUCUUCAUUGGCAACUUGGUGGGGGUGAUACAACUGAACACAUUCAGACCCAUUUUGAGAGUAAGAUGGAGAUUCCUGCUUGCAGGCGGCCAUCUCUAUCAGUCUCCUCAGGUAAAAAGAAGAACAUAGAGGGGAAAGGAGAAUCUGAGGAACAGCAAGACAAAAGCAUAUCAGCCACUAUUGAUGAUGUCUUGUCAGCUCGUCCGGGAGCAUUGUCUGAAGACCCCGACUCUAAUUCUCAGACAGAUAGUAAUAAAUUCCCAUUUGGGAUCCAUCAAGUGAAAAGUCAUCGAAAUAUCAAACUGCUGGAAGAUGAGCCACGGAGUCGAGAUGAGACUCCUCUAUGUACCAUUACCCACUGGCAAGAUUCUUUGGCCAAGCGUUGCAUCUGUGUUUCAAAUAUUGUCCGCAGUUUAUCUUUUGUGCCUGGCAAUGAUGUGGAAAUGUCUAAACAUCCAGGCUUGGUGCUAAUCUUGGGAAAGUUGAUUCUUCUUCAUCAUGAACACCCAGAAAGAAAGCGUACACCACAGACAUAUGAAAAAGAGGAAGAAGUGGACAAAGGGGUGGCCUGCAGCAAGGAUGAGUGGUGGUGGGACUGCCUUGAGGUCUUGAGGGAUAAUACAUUGGUCACACUAGCCAACAUUUCUGGGCAGCUAGACUUAUCUGCUUAUACAGAAAGCAUCUGUUUGCCAAUUUUGGAUGGCUUACUGCACUGGAUGGUGUGCCCAUCGGCAGAGGCACAAGAUCCUUUUCCAACUGUGGGGCCCAACUCAAUCCUUUCGCCUCAGAGACUUGUACUGGAAACCCUGUGUAAACUCAGUAUCCAAGACAAUAACGUGGACCUCAUAUUGGCCACGCCCCCAUUCAGUCGUCAGGAGAAACUGUAUGCUACUUUAGUUAGGUACGUUGGGGAACGCAAAAAUCCUGUCUGCCGAGAAAUGUCAAUGGCGCUCUUAUCAAACCUUGCCCGAGGGGACACGUUAGCAUCAAGGGCAAUAGCUGUGCAGAAGGGAAGCAUUGGAAACUUGAUAAGCUUCCUUGAGGAUGGGGUCACGAUGGCCCAGUACCAGCAGAGCCAGCAUAACCUUAUGCACAUGCAGCCUCCGCCUCUGGAGCCACCUAGUGUGGACAUGAUGUGCAGGGCAGCCAAGGCCUUGUUGGCCAUGGCCCGGGUGGAGGAAAACCGCUCCGAAUUCCUUUUACAUGAGGGCCGCUUGCUGGAUAUCUCAAUAUCAGCUGUCCUGAACUCUAUGGUUGCAUCUGUCAUCUGUGAUGUACUCUUUCAGAUAGGGCAGUUAUGACACAAGUGAGAAGCAAGCAUGUGUGAGUGGAGAUUAAAGGGUCACAUAUAACUGGCUGGUUUCUGUACCUGUUUAUCCAGUGUAGGAAGAAUGGGGAAAAAAGAAGAAGAAAAAGUAGAAGAAUCUUUGCUCCUCUGCCCCAUUCACUAUUUACCAAUUGGGAAUUUCAAAACAUUAAUUUGAACAGUUAUGGGAUUAAUAUUUGCUGUCUAUGUGUAUAAGUACAUCUUUUUAUUUUAUUUUUUUAACCAAAGUCUCUCUCUAGUACAUUCAAAGAUCACAUUUCUUUUUUCAUAGCUAUCCUUGCUCAUGUUUGUUUGUUUUCCCCAUGUUUGAAUCAUAUUUUUCGGGGAGGGGAAGCAACCUUGAAUUUUGGGGGGGGUGUCAAGAUAUAGAAAAAUACGAUUUGAUGUUGGGAGAAAGGGGCAUGCCACUCUCAAAUGCAAAAGUGGAGGGAAAAAAUGCUGAGCUAAUGUGCUUUUUAUUUUUUAAGAACAAAGGAAAUUCCAACCAUCCUUACUGCCAUUGCCCAAAGUGCUGUGUGCAAUAGAAGAAUUAUAGUGAUAUAGGUGUGGCGGAUGGCAAAGGAAAAGGGUGUCAGAUCCUCAUCUGCCCACAUUUCUUGGGUUCUCUGCAGGAGAAGUUACACUAUGCUAGGAGCAAAACCAAUUCUUUAAGAAAGUAAAAACAACUCUGAAGACGAUCAACACAAAUUGCUUCCUCACCAGAACUGUCAACAUCAAUAUCUAUUGUUUGACCUUCCACAAUGACAGUUCAUUACAAUUUCUUUAAAUCAUUUUUUUAAAAUAUUUUUAUUGCCUAAAGGCAGUGUUGUAUAUAGAAGUUGUACAUUAAACAUACCCUCAUCUUUUUAAAAAAAAUAAAUAAAACAAGUACAAGGAUUUAUUUUUUUCAUGAUGUGGUAACUACAAAGUGAUGGUAGACUUAAUUUUAUUAUUAUUAUUAUUGUUAUUAUAUUAUUAUAUUAUUAUUAUUAUUUUCUUUGGGCCAUAACUCCAAAAACUAAGAAAAAAAACACCACGAGGGUAAUGUACAAGUUUCUGUAUGUAUAAAGUCAUGCUCUAUUUCGGGAGAGCAAUUGCUCACAACUUACUUUAUAAAUCAAGAUGUGGAAA